Molecule: messenger RNA, 4095 nt
Organism: Porites lobata
Lineage: Eukaryota; Metazoa; Cnidaria; Anthozoa; Scleractinia; Poritidae
Source: the annotation of a GenBank genome assembly
AUGACUUUGUUUCUUGCAGUGGUUGUUUGCAAAGUUGUAAUUGUAUCUCGCCUGCAUGGAAGCGACUUUCCUUCUUGUGGUAAAGGCAAUAAUUUAAAAACAGCCUGCAGAACAAUUGCUUUCGCCACCACACAGGCGCAGUGGAACGACACCAUUCGCAUCGAUGGCACCGACACAUCACGUGAUCCAUACCCUUGCUCCUCGAUGUUGUCAAACCAGAAUGGAAUAUUCGCCGACAAAAGCUUAUCUUUUAAAAAAUUUGGAAACGCAGAGGUAUAUCUUAAGUGCAGUGCAAAGCAAAUUAUGUUUGAUGGCCGAAAUGCAUCGGGAACGGUUAGUAUUCGGUUCAUGGGGCUUACACUCAUUAACAGUCGGAUCGUUGUCCAGGAAUGUUCACUGUUUGUCGAAAGUUGCGUAUUCAGAGAUGCUAUUUCUUUUCCAAACGCGACGGCCGUCAUUAACUUUCAGUCUUCUGAAGGACAAUUUAUCCUGGCGAUAAAGAGUUCCUUCUUCAAGAACAACAGCUUUCCGUGUGUUCGUGUGGCCGGGAACAGACCCAAGGUCGAAGUUGAAGGCACAGCAUUUUUCAACAAUACUGCUACUUGGGCAAGUCUCACAGGAGCUCCUGUUGCUGUUUUUAUAGUUCUAUUAUCAGCCAAACAGACUACUUUAUCUUCCUUUUCAUCUGUGAAUUUAACCAACACGUUAUUCGUAGGAAACGUUUCUCCUGAAGGAAGCCUUUUGAUCAAAACCAGUUCAGCAAGUUUUGCGAACAGGAAGUCGAGAGGAAUAUACAAAACUAACAAAAAUACUGAAAACGCGACCGCCUCUCCGAUGAUUUACUGCUCUACAAAGCAUUGCAGCAGGCACGAAUCAAGAGCACGUGUUUCUGUGGAAAUUGGUAGCGGAACGUUUUCGCAUAAUGUCGGAGGAGCAAUUACUAAGAGUGGUACCGGUGUCGUGAACAUGUCCAUCAGUAGCUCUGUUUUCCUUAAUAACAGCUCCCCAUUAGUGGGCGGGGCCUUAGUUUUUGAAGAUGCCCAAGAAUUAUCUUUGAAUAUUGUAGAUAGUAAGUUCAUUGGCAACAGCGCCAAGAACGGGGGCUCUGCACUGUAUGCCUUAGGUUUUUCGUCAACAAUGGUGUCGAUUCUUGUUAGAAAUGUCUCAUUUGUGAAGAACGUUUUACAUGCACCUAAGUUUGCCGGGGACUUUCCUAAUGGCGGAGCUUUUACACUUGACCUUGAAGGAGGCCAUUUGAAAGUCCUACUGGAAAAAGUUUCCUUUUUAUUGAACAAAGCUGCAAUGGGGGCCUCAACAUUGCAAAUUGGAGGGUAUAUCCUGAACAUCAUUAUCAAAGAUUGCAAUUUCCUUUGGAACUUUCACGAUGAGCGGUUUUCAUACAACUGGAAGAUAGCAGUCAUUGAGGCCUACCGACUCAACUUUACAAUGAUUAGAACGGCCGUUUCUGGGAAUUAUGCAAGGCCUCGUUCAGAUAACACCACAUUGGCAGGACAGCCGAUACAUUUCCUUGUGGCUGGUUUUUAUACGGCUCAUCUGAACAUCUGUAACUUACAGUACAGGAACAACAAAGGCGGAGGAAUAUUUAUUCUACUAGGGAUGAAUGAACAUAAUGAAAAUUCAACACUUUUGAUGCAAGACUCGCACUUCGAAAACAAUGAAUUGUUUUCUUUGGAGAUUAAAGUGAAGUCAAGUUCUUUGCUGCAGAUCGACCGCCUCAGAUUUGAAGCAAAUUCUUUUAUAACCUCUGUUUUUGAAUGUCUGGCUUUAUUUUUCCUCUUCGGUUCUCCUGGCGGAAAAGGUAAUCAGAUACUGGUGCAAAACUCUACCUUUGAGAACAAUGUGCAUAUCUUGGGUAGGAUUGCAUUGAUACGUCUGCCAUCCGAUCAAAUAGAUCCUUCUGCUUGUCACAUGCCCAACUGGAUUUACAAAAAUUACGUGACAUUUACGGGAGUUCUCUUCCGAAACAACAGCCGCGAAUUUUCCAUUACUUUGCGGUUACAAAACGGUUGGUAUGUUCUAAAAAACUGCCAAUUUGAUGAAAAUUAUGGACAAUUCUUAGGCUCAAACAUUUUUAUCGGUGAGGGAUCUGCUCAUCUAGAGCUCAUCAACUCAUCGUUUGAGUUAGCGCAGAUGGAAAAAGUUUCGCCUAAUUUUAGAGGAUUCAUAUACUUUGCAAGCUCCGGAUCCAUAAAACUUGUAAACACGCGUCUUUCUGUACAGGCCUUUCAAGACAUUGACUCUUACUUAAUGAUCACAAAGUCAAGCUUUUUACGUAUUGACAAUUCAACGAUCAUUCAAUGCCCUCUUGGGACGGUAAAAAAAUUAUCAAAUUUCUCCCAUCAUCAAUUUAUUACAAACCAGGGCUGUCCAUAUGGGAUUUUCAUCGCUAGUUCGCAGUCUUUCACUUAUUCUUGUAAACGGUGCGCACCAGGAUUUUUCAGCGUUGAACCAUUUGCAGAAAAAUGUCGACCCUGCCCAUACGGUGGCAACUGCACAGAGAAUAUCGCUGCUAAACCCUCUUUCUGGGGAUUUCCCCUACACUCGGACCAUGGAUCGGUUAACUUUCAGCAAUGUCCAGCUGACUACUGCUGUCCUCAUCACAAUGUUAGCUGUCCAUACGACAAUCUACGUUAUCUGUCAACGGGAUGUUCUGGAAACCGUAUUGGUGUUCUCUGUGGAUCGUGUAAACCUGGUUUCACAGAAACUCUCUUCUCUGCACAAUGCCGAAAAAGUGUCGACUGCACGGAUUACUGGUUCUGGUUCGUUGCUUUGUUUUACAGCUUAUCAUUUGCCUUCUUUCUUCUGUGGAAGACUCCCGUCGUAAAUGUGGUAAAGAGGCUGUUUCCGUGGGGAAAGCCAAGCCUUGCCGGCCACCACUCUGCAAACAACUCAGAAUUGGUGGACGGUGGAGGCUACCUCAAAGUCAUUUUCUAUUUCUAUCAGGUCGCCAGUUUAGUUUUAGAGUCCAAGAACACUGAGGUGUAUUUAUUAGAAAACUACCUGUUACGGUCCGUAAUCGGUUGGUUCGACUUCAAAGCAAUUAGCUCAAAGGACGGUUUUAUUUGCCCAUGUCCAGGACUUACAGUGGUUUCAAAGAUGUUCUUGCAGGCUUCCCAAGUUUUUGCCGUGCUAUUUUGUAUCCUAUCUAUUUUCCUUACCCACGGAGCUCUAAGAAACUUUCACAAAAAAUCCCCGGUCUUUCCUCCCACAGGACAGUACAUGGCAGCCGCAACAGACUGCUUCUUGCUAGGAUACUCAACACUGACAAGAACAACUCUAAAGGCGUUGAACUGCGUCCCGUUGCAAUCAACUUCGCGUUUCUUCUGUGAUGGAAAUAUCCAUUGCUGGCAGUGGUGGCAAAAGCUAUGCGGCGUUUAUAUUAUCGUUGUUGUAAUACCCUUUAUCUUUGUUCUGUAUCGCGGGUCCAAACUGCUUCACGGUAAUGGGAUAUCGGCAAAGCAGUUUUUGUUCGCAUGCCUGUUUCCUUUGCCGUUUGCCUUUCAUUGGAUGAUUUCCUGCAAGAAGGUUUCUCUUAGCCAGGCAGAAUCUCUUCAACAGGUUAACGGAGAAGACCGUCCUUUGAUUCCUGCAGAUCGCAGGACAAGAGAUUCCUCCUCCCGUAAUCAAAUAGCAGAGGUCGUUUACGGACCUUUCAAGCAAUGUAUUGACAACAAGGGUUCUUGUACUGUUUACUGGGAGAGUGUUCUCAUUGGUCGACGUCUGAUACUAAUUUCUCUGAACACUUUUAUAGUCCCUCCUUUCAUUCGAAUGGUUUGCUUAACUUUUGCGUGUGCUUUCAUCCUUGCACAUCACUUAUGGAAGAGCCCGUUUAAAGACUCUCGAGUCAAUUACGCAGAGACAGUCUCCUUGACCGCCCUGCUUGUUCUCGUAGGUAUCAAUAUGGCAUUAGGUACGUUUGCUACUAGUGGAGAGAUCCUGUCAGACCAGGAACGCAUCUGUUUAACGGUUUUGCAGGUAGUUCAAGUUAUCAUUCUUGGAAUAAUCCCUGUGCUGUUUAUUCUUCUCAUAGUGGUUUCUCUCUUGUGGCAGUUGCUAAAGAUUUGCAAACUAUGC